GAUGUGUUGAAUAGGCCCGCUCACGAAUUUGGAAAUGAUGAAACAGUUGAAACUUUAUGGGCUAUGAAAGCCAUGGAUCAUGUUAUUGUCUAUUUUAAUAUACUUUGCUCUGUAGACCCAAAAUUUCUCAAAAUGUGCCCCCAAGAUGAAAUUAUCUACCAUUGUUUUCGUCAAGAAUUUCCAGAUAUGGAUGUUAAAGUACUAGAUGAAAAUUCAUUAAAAGGCUAUACAGGAAAAUGCCGAUGGAGAGAAUUUUGUGAACGAUUCAAACAUAUAGAAGAUUACAGUUUUGGUACCUUAAUACGCUUAGAUUGCACAUUGGAUUAUAGUCCAGAAAAUACUAUUUUAGUUCCAAGAGUUCAGUUUUAUGCCAUAGAAUCUGCUCGAAAUAAAGAAGGCCUUAAUGACUGCAUCAGAAAAAAAUAUGCUAAUGUAAGUGAUGUUGCGAGUAAUGAAAAUGUAAAUCCCAUAGAAAAUAAUUAGCAUGGUUAUGUUUAAGAUGUACAUGAGAAAAAA
Molecule: messenger RNA, 516 nt
Organism: Ctenocephalides felis (cat flea)
Lineage: Eukaryota; Metazoa; Arthropoda; Insecta; Siphonaptera; Pulicidae
Product: protein PBDC1
Cellular component (GO): cytoplasm
Source: RefSeq, a predicted model, not a curated record